AUGUCAGUAAAAACUGUAGGCUUCUCUGGGAAAGUGCAAAUAAUUCCAUUCACAGAGCCACUCCCCAUACGCAUUGACAACAAAACCAUCGUUGCAUCCAUCCUCUACUCCAUCGACACCCCUGUCAACCUGGUAGGAAGAGACUUGUUAUGUCGCCUAAGAGCAACCAUCAUUUGCAACCCUCAUGGUCUGCACCUUCAGAUUCCUGAUGACCAGUGCCUGGAAGCAACAUCCAUGAUGAUACAACACACAGGGAAGAAGGUGAAACGACCACUUGUCUACUGGUUGCGUUUGAAAGGCACAAUGUCUGCUUUGUAUCAACAAUGGAAACAAUGGGAAAAUUUCAUCAGAUCCAAAACGGGUGCGGCCACAGAACCACGCCUGCCAUUACACUGUACACUGAUGUUUGAUGAAAAUCAGAGUCAAAUUGACUAUAGAGCUUGCUGGGAAGAAAUGAUCAACAGAAUGCAGUAUUUCAUCAUCAGCACUACUAUCUACGUGGGACCUCAAGGAGCAGCUGCAGCAGUGAAACUUCCAUCACCACUGCAAGAUUGGUUUCAAGUAUCAGACUCUGUUCCCCAUGUCACAUUGCUCAUCAAAGCACAUCAUGAAUCUCAUGAACUGGGUCCCAUGAUGAAGACGGCUGAGGCAAUUCAGGAAUGGACUGAAACAGAAACACCCCAAGUGCAUGUGUCAGCUGACAAACACUAUCUGAAAAUUUCCAUCCAAGAAUAUGACGACACAGUGGCAGAGGAAGUGCUGUUGGAACCCAGACCAUCCGCUCAAAUGUCAAUGACAGCUGAACAUGUAGGGCUUUUAAACCAGGUUCCUCCACAAGUGUGGUCCAAACACAAGACAGAUGUAGGGCUCAUCAAAUCCGCUCAGCCUAUACGCAUAAACUUGAAGCCAAGAGUACAAUUACCAUACAAAAGACAAUACCCACUUAAACAACAGGCCAUAGAGGGCAUUAGACCCAUCAUCACAGGCCUAAUGGAGGCCGGAGUCUUGAUCAAAACAAGAAGUCCCUGUAAUACUCCAAUUUGCCCCAUUCCAAAACCACAUUCACCAGACUAUCGUUUGGUGCAUGAUCUCAGACCCAUAAAUGCAAUUGUCAUGGAAGAAACACCAGUCGUUCCUGACCCACACACAUUGUUGUCUAACAUUCCACCAGACACCAAGUGGUACACUGUGAUUGAUUUAUGCUCUGCAUAUUUUAGUGUGCCACUCCAUCCAGACUCACAGUAUUUGUUUGCUUUCACAUAUGAGGGACAGCAAUACACUUACACCAGACUUCCACAGGGGUUUCUCCACAGUCCAGCAAUGUUCAACAAAGUGCUGGCUGAAGACAUGCAGCAUCUGAAUGUGCCCAGUACAGUCAUUCAGUACAUGGAUGAUCUGUUGAUUUGUAGUUCUACCAAAGAACAAUGUGAGAAAGAUUCUGUGGAAGUACUAACAGUCUUGGCAAAGGGGGGUCACAAAGUCAGCAAAGACAAACUCCAAUUUUGUCAACCACAGGUAGAAUACCUAGGAAGAUUGUUACAUGGAAACAAGAGACUGAUUGCACCAUCACAGAUUAAAGCAGUAACAACUGCUCCAAAACCUGACACAGUUGGUCAAAUGCUGACCUUUUUGGGGAUGGCAGGAUACAGCAGACCAUGGAUUUGUGACUAUGCACUAAAAACUGCUCCUUUGCGAGCUUUGAUUAAAGUUGCAGGCCAAAUGAAUGGAGCAGCCAAAUUGAGUUGGACAGAAGAUGCGGAAGCUGCCUUUGAAGCUCUCAAAAGUGACAUGCAGUCAGCCCCAGCAUUGGGGAAUCCAAAUUAUGGUAAGCCUUUUCAUCUUUAUGUGGCAGAGAAAUCAGGAUAUGCUACAGCAGUCCUGAUGCAAGACACGCCCACAGGUAAGCAAGCUUUGGCUUACUACAGCACCAAAUUGGAUAACAUUGAAGCAGGACUGCCACCCUGCUAUCAGGGAUUGGCAGCGGCUGCAUUUGCCUUUCAACGAGCCUCAUCUUUGACCAUGGGGCAUCCAGUGAUUCUUUACACAUCUCACCAAUUACAUGCGCUGGUCACAAGUCCGCGUUUUGUUUUGACCCAAGCACGACGCACAGGCUAUGAAGUUAUCCUCGCAGCACCUGAAUUAACUAUCAACAGGUGCAAUUCCAUCAAUCCAGCCACAAAGAUGAUGUUGCCUGAUGAUGACAUCCUAUGUGACUCAGCCUUGUUCAGCCCAGAUGGCAGAAUUGAAAGCGUUAACAGCAGCAUGUCAGUUGGCAUCAGGAAGGCCUUCUCGGCUCCCAUUGCGCACAUUCCUCCGCCGGAUGGGCCAUUCAGACAUCUAAUGAUUGACUACAUAGACAUGACUCAAAGAAUUGGAAAACUGAGGGGUCCCUAUGAGGGGCCAGCGCUUGAGCAACUGGAAGGCGAGCUGCAAAGCUACCUCCAACAUCUGACCCAUAUCCAUAAAGAAACAUUUUCACAGGUGAAAGGAGCCACAGGGGAACGGAACGCUGAAAUCCCAGGAGAAAAGCAGACAAUCAAGCCAGGCGACCUUGUGUACAUCCGUGCCUUCAAGAGAAAAAGUUUGGAACCCCGGCGAGAAGGGCCAUACAAGGUUGUCUUAGCUACCCCCACUGCGCUCAAAGUUGAAGGUAAACCCUUUUGGUACCAUCUUAAUCAUUGCUGCAGAGCAGAAGAUCCAGAAAGAACUCUGGCAGCAUAUAGUAAGCAAGCUCCAACUAACCAGCCAGAAGGGGAUGACGAUGUCACCCCACCAGAACCAGAACAGGACCAAUCUGGGAAUGAUGAGGUCACCCCGCAGGAAAUGGAGCAAGACACCAAAGGGGACGGAGACUCCUCCCCACAGGGAGUUAGGAGAUCACCAAGACUGGCAGCGCUGCAGGGUCGUGAAGGGACGGCAGGCAGCAGCCAUGUCUGUAGCACAUCAACCCCACCCAGAGCCUCCAUUAGUGGUAGUCAUGAGGGUUUUCCUAGUAAUGGGGUUGCCAAACUAUCCACAGAAGACCAUCCAGUUACAGCAGCAGAAAAGAGGAAGGGCAGGAAGGAGAAGAGUAGCAUCAGGUUUCACUUACAGAAGAUCUGCAGCAGCCAAGUUAGCCACACCAUCUGCUCACCCUGCUCCCUGUUUCGUCGGAACCUCAUCCACCAGCCGCACCAGGACCUGGUCUGGGCCUUUACCCUCCAUUACCGACACCAGCCACCAGCAGAACCAACGCCCAGUGGAACCCGAUCCAAUGAGGUAUACGAGCACCAGAGCUGGUUCAACCCCUUAGCUCCACAACCCCAUGCUAUCACAGCUGAGCCGCCUGGACCUACCGGGCUCAACAUGGAAGAUCACAGGGAGCCGAAGGACAACCUAGACACGGAAAGUCUUGCCUCUCUUGCCUCUCCAAUUUCAUUUUGCUCAGCCCCAAGCCAAUCUGCUCCACCAAAUUCCCCUAGUCCUGUCACGAAGGAUAGUAGUUCUCCCCACAUCUCCUCUACCACCCCUAACCUAAUGGAUGAGCCCCAACCCUCCUACAAGAAUGAUGCAGCUUAUGUAACCCAGAAUCGUGCCACCAAGUCAUACAAUGAGUUUCGUUUCUGGGUACCAAAUGCACCAGAGCAGGAGGCAGCUCUGGCAACGUCCAUGACACUUGUGUCAUCACAAAGUCACUAUCAGCGCGAGUGUCGCAUUGAUCAGGAGGUACGUGAGGAGAUUGCCCACUUAAGGAAACAAAUUGAAGAGCUCAAUCAACAAAUUGCAGAGCGUGACCAACAAAAUGCAGAGCUCAACCAACAAAAUGCAGAGCUCAACCGACAAAGUGCAGAGUUCGACCAACAACUCAUAGAGCUCAACCAUGAACAUGCAAUGCUCAGUGAGUGUCUGAGCAUUUACCAACGGCUGAGAGGAUCGUCGAUAGGCAGGUUCAAUACCGUCUACGCAGACUAG
Molecule: messenger RNA, 3951 nt
Organism: Myripristis murdjan (pinecone soldierfish)
Lineage: Eukaryota; Metazoa; Chordata; Actinopteri; Holocentriformes; Holocentridae
Exons: 6
Coding region: 1-3951 (1316 amino acids)
Source: RefSeq, a predicted model, not a curated record